Messenger RNA from Beta vulgaris subsp. vulgaris (sugar beet), 3001 nucleotides. Its product is annotated as probable LRR receptor-like serine/threonine-protein kinase At1g63430. The record is from RefSeq and is a predicted model, not a curated record. The coding region runs from base 439 to 2439 and encodes 666 amino acids. The transcript has 13 exons. NCBI's taxonomy places the organism in Eukaryota, Viridiplantae, Streptophyta, Magnoliopsida, Caryophyllales, Amaranthaceae. Gene Ontology annotation, molecular function: ATP binding; protein kinase activity; protein binding. Gene Ontology annotation, biological process: protein phosphorylation.
AUCCUUUUCUUUUUUCUGUUUUCCAUUACAGAAAACAUCUCUUCUGUAAAUGUGCCCCUCUUUUUCUGUACUUCUUCCCUAUAUUCUCUCUCCUACCAAAACUUCACUUUGAAUCAAAGCUAACCCAUUUCCCCUUUUUUUUCUGGUCACUAAUAAACCAGUUUUAACUCCCACUUUCCCACAUUUUGCCCCAUUAUUUUUACUGCUUUCUUCUUCCAACAAUUCCGUUAAAAUAGUUUCAGUAAGCAGAGCAUUGAACUCUGUGUGUAAUCUUUUUUUUAUAAUUUUCUUGAAAAUCCCACUUUCUCCAAGUUAGGGAAAUUCCUGUCCUACUUUUAAUUUUCUGGGGAUUUUUCAAUUUUGAUUUUUGAGUGUGGAUGAGUUCUUUGAUUGGUAACUUACCAAAUUAAGUGGUAAGUACAUAACUUUGACUCUAAAAUGGAAACAUUAAAUUGGGUUUUGGUUCAAUUUGCAAUCUUUGGAGUAUUUGCUGUUACUUGUCACUCAUUUAUGUCUGAAGUUUGGGCUCUUACUGCAUUUAAAGAAGCCAUAUAUGAAGACCCAUAUCUAGUUUUGGCUGAUUGGAAUGGUUUAGAUGCAACUCCAUGUGAAUGGUCUGGAGUUUCUUGUUCAAUGGCAAGGGAUCAUGUUCUUAAGCUGAAUAUUUCUGGGUCAUCUUUGAAAGGGUUUAUUGCUCCAGAAUUGGGUCUGUUGAAAAAUUUGCAAGAACUACGCCUUCAUGGGAAUAAUUUGAUUGGGAUUAUUCCUAAAGAGAUUGGUUUAUUGAAGAAUCUCAAGGUCUUGGAUCUUGGAGCAAAUAAGAUAACUGGGCCGAUUCCUCGUGAGAUGGGGGAUUUGAGUAGCAUUGUCAAAAUAAACCUUCAGUCGAAUGGAUUGACCGGAACGUUACCUCCUGAGCUUGGUGGUUUAAAAAAUCUUCAGGAGCUUCACCUGGACAGGAAUAAGCUCCAAGGGACUGUGUCAGGUGCUGCCACUGCAGAUUUCAGUUCCAACAACCAUGGAAUGUAUGCAUCCAAUGGGAAUGCUGCAGGUUUGUGUCGCUCACCUCAGCUAAAAGUUGCUGAUUUCUCAUACAACUUCUUUGUUGGGAGUAUCCCGAAAUGCUUGCUACAUCUGCCAAGCUCAAGCUUUCAGGGUAACUGUCUUGAGGAGAAGAACUUAAAACCGCGUUCCAAAGCACAAUGUGGAGCUUCAGUACCUGCCAAAACACACUCAAAUCCUAGUGUGAACGCAAAGCGUAAGCCUCGAGAGAAUGAGGCCAACCAUAAAGGAGCAUCAAGACCUACUUGGCUGUUAGCUUUAGAAAUUGUGACUGGGACCUUGGCGGGUUCUCUUUUUCUCACUGCCCUGAUAACUACUUACAAAAGAUGGAAAAAUAGAUCAUCUAUGAUAAUUCCUUGGAAGAAAUCAGGAAGUGACAAAGAUCGAUUGGCAGUAUAUAUAGCAGAUUCUGAGUUGCUGAAAGAUAUAGUGAGAUUCAGCAGACAAGAGCUUGAAGUGGCUUGUGAAGAUUUCAGUAAUAUCAUCGGAUCCUCCUCUGACAGUAUGAUUUACAAAGGCACAAUGAAAGGUGGAUCUGAGAUUGCAGUGAUAUCAUUUUGCAUCAAAGAAGAACAGUGGACUGGCUAUCAUGAGCUUUAUUUCCAGAGAGAGGUGGCAGAUUUAGCAAGACUAAAUCAUGAUAAUGCUGCUAAAUUGUUGGGCUAUAGUCGAGAGAGUCCUCCUUUCACUAGGAUGCUUGUUUUCGAAUAUGCUUCUAAUGGAACCUUGUAUGAGCACCUGCAUUCCAUGUUUGCAGACGGUGAAGGCUGCCAAUUGUCUUGGACACGGCGUAUGAAAAUCAUAAUUGGCAUUGCCCGUGGCUUGAGAUAUCUUCAUACAGAACUCAACCCUCCAUUUACUAUAUCCGAUUUGAAUUCUAGUGCUGUUUAUCUUACGGAAGACUUUUCACCCAAGCUGGUAGAUUUCGAAAGCUGGAAGACUAUCAUUGCAAGAUCUGAGAAAAACUCAUCUGCCAUUGAUAAUAAUGGUGCUAUUUGUGUACUGCCACGCUCAAUCGAGGCACGCCAUCUAGACAUAAAGGGUAACGUUUAUGCAUUUGGAGUGCUCCUAAUUGAGAUAGUCAGUGGAAGACCGCCCUUCUGCAAAGACACAGGAAGCUUGGUAGAUUGGGCUAGGGAGUACCUUGAAGUAGCCGAGGUAAUGCCCUAUAUGGUAGACAAACAGUUGAAGCAUUUUGAAUAUGAGGAUCUUAAAGUAGUUUGUGAGGUGGCAGUUCUUUGCCUGAAUCCUGAUCCUGUGAAACGUCCGUUAAUGCACGACUUGUGCACUUUGCUGGAGAGCCGCAUUGAUCUAUCUUUGUCAGCUGAGCUCAGAUCGUCUUCUUUAGCAUGGGCGGAAUUGGCUCUCUCCACAUGAUAAUAGUUUUAAACUAACAUACUUACUGUAAAGGAAAUUAUAGUCUUGAUGAUACGUUCCUCUCUUCAUUAUUUUUCCACCCGUCACCCCUUCUUCCUCAUUGGGCUUUCUUCGCUGAAGAUCAUGUAAAGUUUUUUGAUUUAUCGAUUUCUGGCUUAGGGAAGUAUAUAGAAAAGCUUCGUGGAUGGCGUAGGUGCUUCUGCAUUGAAUGUACCUGAGAAUCUUGCUACUUACUAGUAGAGUGAAGUUACUAAAGGAAAGGAAGAUCUCCUUGUGUUACCUUUCCCCUGAAUACCUUUUGUUUGAUGAUUCCAUAUGCGCACUUAUACUCAGAAAUGUCAAAAACAAUCAGCAUCUUAUCCAACAACGUGCAGGGAAAUUGUCUGAUUAAAUGCAUAAAGUACUAUUGUUUGGUGUUGAGAUCCUCUAGAGUUUCAAAAUAACUCUACAUGGUAGAGUUCGUUAAAUAUCAGUCGUUGAUUAAGAGAUCAAAGGCUUGUAUUGUAUGAACAACUUCCCCCAUAUUGUAUGAAGAAUAUAAGAAAAACUUGUUCUUUUAUUA